Molecule: messenger RNA, 531 nt
Organism: Effrenium voratum
Lineage: Eukaryota; Dinophyceae; Suessiales; Symbiodiniaceae
Source: the annotation of a GenBank genome assembly
CGGAGGGUUUCCUGGCGUCCCAAUGCUUGGGGGUGCACCUGAGUACCCUCCUGCCGCCCGUAUGUGCCAAUGGCUGCGGGUCCUGAUGGCUCUGCCAAGCACCGGCGUGCGGCCCUGCCCGUCUUCAUUUGCGAGUACCACGACGAGGCGCUGCGAUGCCUCCACUUCGGCAUUCGCCGCUUCAAGGUGCCCUUCGAGGGUCUGAGCAUGGUGCACCUGGACGCGCACCCGGACCUCUCAGCCUCCACCACCAUGCCGGCGGAGCUGGUGAUGGAGGACCCCCGCCAGGCCUGCGACGCGCUGCGGGCGGAUCUGGGGGGCAUCGCCCAGUGGAUUCUGCCCGCGGUGUACGCUGGGCACCUGCGCUCCGUGUGGUGGGUGCGACCCGACUGGGCCACGCAGAUUGCAGAUGGCGACUACGGCCACCUGGCCGCGCUUCAGGCCCUCAGGGCCAGCAAGCUGAAGCCUGUCACACAUGACGCUGGCGAUCUGCUCAGUGGAGCCCCAAAUUUUCUUUCAGCUGGGGUGUGA